Molecule: messenger RNA, 800 nt
Organism: Melampsora larici-populina 98AG31
Lineage: Eukaryota; Fungi; Basidiomycota; Pucciniomycetes; Pucciniales; Melampsoraceae
Exons: 1
Coding region: 92-334 (80 amino acids)
Source: RefSeq, a predicted model, not a curated record
UAGUUUUCUAUUAGAACAUUCUAAACAAGCUGUAGCUGUAUCACCCUUGAGGCCAGAUGGUUUAACAGUAGCAGGAUCUCAAGAGAAAUGGAUGACAUCAAAUGAAGCAAGAAGAGCAUCAGCAGAACAUAAACUCUUAGGAACUUCAACUCAAUCUGUUUCUACACCAAGAGCUAGAACCUUAAGUGCUCAUCCCAUGGCGAUUUCUACUCCACCUGAAGCUAUUCAAUUAUAUUUAAGAAAAGCUGAAGUUUUAAAAAUGACACCUAAUCAUGCUUCACCUACUCCUAAUUUGGUGACUUCUGUUAGUGUUAGAAAACAUUGGAGACCUUGAAAAAAUAAAGUUUCUGUAAUGUUUUGCUUAGAUUUCUGAUUUUUAUGAUUAUACGAUUUUUUUUAUUAUAUUGAGAUGAAAGAUUGCAAUGAGUUUUAUUUAAAAAAAGGACACAGAUUUAGUUGAUUGAUAGUGAAAUCUUAUGUAUAUGUUGAUAGGGUUUUUUUUGAACAAAUAGAUUUAUGUGCUGUAUAUAAGUAUCAUUAUUAUGCCAAAUUUAACCGGGGUGGGGGUUUUUCGCUUGUUCAUUUUUCUUUUCUAUUUAUUGAUCUAUUUAUUGAUGUCUCUUGUUAAAUGUGCAUAAUUCUGUGUUUAGAUUGUUACAAUGUUGCAAAAGGUUUUGAAUGUUUUCUGUUUCAAUGUUUUCUCGUUAUAUUGGGAGUUGAUGGGUUCUUUAGAAAAAAAAUACAAUUUGAUUAUUAAUGAUAUAAUGAUAUAAUGGACAAAUGUGGUUUUUGUUUUGGUU